Molecule: messenger RNA, 417 nt
Organism: Cooperia oncophora
Lineage: Eukaryota; Metazoa; Nematoda; Chromadorea; Rhabditida; Trichostrongylidae
Source: the annotation of a GenBank genome assembly
AUGAAAACUGUGGAUGAGUUGGACAGCAACCUGAUUUCCCGUAUCCGUUCCAAGUUCCAAGAAGAAAUCGCUGCUUAUCAAAACGAUCCUCUAGCUAGUUCGUCACGUUUGAUCGUGCCCGGCAUGAGUUGCUUCGCUAAUUAUUACGACCCCGAUAGACUGAAACCGCUUCACAACAUCGUCAACAAGGCUUCCAAAUCUGUUCGCCUCAACAGUAUCACCUUGUCGCCCACCAAGCAAAAAAGUAACGAAGCGGAAGAUAUCCUCACGAAGAGUGUUUCCAAUGAAUGGAAAGGUGUAGAAACCAUAGAUUCCUCACAAGCCGCAGUCUCUCGUGCAUUAGCAGGAAAGAAAGCGUUCCGAGCUCAAACGGAGGAAGAACGAACGCAAAUUCUUGUGAAAGCAGACCUCAAGUAA